Topomyia yanbarensis is the source of this 6684-nucleotide messenger RNA. RefSeq lists its product as uncharacterized. Gene Ontology annotation, biological process: protein peptidyl-prolyl isomerization. The record is from RefSeq and is a predicted model, not a curated record. Gene Ontology annotation, molecular function: zinc ion binding; peptidyl-prolyl cis-trans isomerase activity. The coding region runs from base 1842 to 4076 and encodes 744 amino acids. NCBI's taxonomy places the organism in Eukaryota, Metazoa, Arthropoda, Insecta, Diptera, Culicidae. The transcript has 2 exons.
CGAUAUGGGGUGCGAGAGUGAAUCUGCUAGGACUCGGUGCAGGUGUUGGUGAGGUCUGGUACAGAAAUUAUUGAAGCAUCGGGUGGCCGCUGUCGAGAGAAUCGCCAACAGAUACAGAGAAUCGUGUGAGCCGUGUGGAAGUAACUGCGGAAAAAUUUAAGCGAAAAUCUCACUUUUUUGUUAUUAUUAUAUCAUCGUUACAAAUCAAACAGCGUAAUAAGGCGGAGAAAACAUAUUGUGCGGGUGCAAGUGCUUCGACUAGUUCCAAGGCAUUCAACGAUGCAGCUCUGGCAAGGAAAAAGGCGGAACAUCAUGCAAACUUUGUCCCAGCAGCAAGAAUGACGGCUUGAGUUUGCGACAAUGGUGAACAUUAGCGGGAGUAAUGACGCGAUAAAUAGAUGUAAUCAGACACGAAAAUAUAGUGUAUACAUACAAGAGAGAUAAUCGGCAAGGUGUUUCACACGGAGAAACAGCAGCAGAAGCUGCCGGGAAAAAAAUGUCGACUAAAAUGGCCGUCGAUCAAAGUUCGGCACGAGAGUAGAGUAUCUUAUGGAGAAGAGCUCGUGUAAACAGUGACAGCGUGAAAAAAUAAGCUGUUUAUCCAGGACAUUCUCCACCAUCAUAAGGAAAGUCACAAUCGAAUUUUCGUUGAUGCGUAGAUUGCGGAAACACACAGACAAAUAUAUACACACACACAAACACAUACGUGAAAAACAACAAACAACCACAACGGGGCGAAACAGUCAAGUAAUCGAUAAUCAAUAAGCGGAGACUCCGUAGUCGAAAAAACUUACGCGAGAGCAACCAAAAUACGCACUUAGAAUAAUCUCACACCCCAGGCGGUUCGAUGGCUCUGUCAUACCGAAGGGGUUCGUCGACAUCUGCGCUACUGUAGUCAGAAGCGAUGCUGUCGAAUGUUUACAACCAACAGCGUCAAUCGUGUCUCGAACCGUUCCGAUACAGUCGACCCGUCAAUUGUACAGCAGUUAGAAAACCAGAACGUCCCGGCAGCAGUCAUUCAAUUCUACUAGUAACGUAGUGUGCUGUGGUGAAUACGUUGCACGAAAUCGACAUCACACACCGGUCCUUAUCAGUACGUCUCGUCGCAAAGGGGUGACUUUUGGUGUCAGAAAGCAAAUCCACAAGCACCCCUCGUAGGUCGUCCAGCGGAAUUACGUGUAGUGAAAAUAGCGACCGUUUCCGUCGUCUGCAGCACUGAAACGGCCGAAAAAUUGUUCACCGAAUGAGCAGAAUCUGUUAUCUCGAAGUAUUGUGCAAACUCACCCGUUGAUUGCUGUGUCGAAAAAAAAAGUUUCAAUCUGUUACAUACGCAGGCAGGUUUAAUCAUAUCGAUUGUUUUGCUUCGUAACAGGGUAGAAAUAUAUAUAUAUGUACACAUUCGAUUAAAAGAUAAGCACGGGAAAAUCGAAACAAGCUAAAACAGCCGGAAAGAAAGUAAAAGUUACGACGGAAAAAAGUGUGUUAAUAACUGUGAUAUUACGUAAAGUUACAAAAAAAAAGCGAAAGACGUCGGCCCCGCAUAGAAAAAAGUAGGAAUAUUUUUCGUGUGUCCUCGCGUCCAAACGACACGGCAAGGUGUGUGACAGCUGGAAGAAAGUGGCACCCGAAGGCGAACGAAAACGUCGUUAGCACGCAGCACAACAUCCAUUUUCGUCCCAAGGCCAUUGAACCGUCAUAACCGUUGCCCUGGUGGCGGUGGUGGUGGGUCUAGGCAAGUGCCAAGAAGUGACAGCGAAGAAGAAGAAGCGCCUUCCGUUACAGGACCUGCGAACUGCGUCGAGGACAAAUCGCCACGAACGGGGCGUAGAUGGUAAUUGACAAUGGACUUCACACCGCUGCCAACAGAGCUGGAGGAGCUGAUACAGUGUAGCUGCUGUCAUCUGCCGUUCAACGAUACGGACGCCAUCCCGAAGUUGUUUUCCUGUAGGCACUAUUUCUGCCUGAAAUGCGUCAGCCAGGUGCUUAUGAAGGGCACUGAACUGUACUGCGUGCAUUGCUGGAAACGGACGGAGCUCAGCGGAUCGGAUAUGAAGCCGGAGAAUUUGCCGACACACAGUGCAAUACUUUAUCUGUCGCAAAAUUUGAGUAUGAUUUCAAGUGGUAGUGGCAAUAGUUCGGGAACGGGCAGUGCAACCGGCCCGGGUGUGUGUGGAACUAGCGGCAGUUGCAAUAAAAAGCCUCCCGACAAGAGUGGCACGAACGGGACUAGCGGGAUAGUGUCCGCAGGAACGGUCGGGUUGGGCAAUGGGAACGGAAGCUGUAGUGGAAGCGGAACGAAUGGAAGUUCAAGUACAAACGGUAGCCUCGGAAUAGGUAGUAAUAGUGCGAAUACGGGUGGCGCAAUCGGUUCCGGAAAGUAUAGAAAUAAGGGCGAAAACUGUAUGACACAUGCGAUGCCGAAUGCGCUUUGGUGUCUGAAGUGCAACAUAAUUUUGUGCCGGGCAUGUGCCAGCACGGAGGAACAUAGGAAUCACACCGUCAAGACGCAAGCCGAAGCUCGCGACCAGAUUCGAUCGGAUAUCGCCUCGGAUCUGCUGUUGAUGCAAAAGUCUCUCUCGGAGCUGCAGCAUUUCGUAUUUAAGCAGCGCGACUUUUUGCUCAAAAUCCUAGAAGCCUGUACGGCGCUGAAGACUCAGGUCGAAACGGAACUGAUCAACCAUCUGCCCACGUUCGAAGUGGCAGAAAUUCGAAGUAACCUUACGAAAGCGAAACUAUUCCUUAGCAUGCUCGAUCAGCAAUCGCCGGCGGAAGCGUACAAACUGUACGCAAAUUUGAAUAUCGAAAAACAACGUUUACAGUCGAAAUACCAGGAGAUGUACCUGCAGUGUAAGCUAGACGAUUUGAUACAACACUACGGAAUACUGUUUGACUUCGAACUGAUCAAGCAGGCUCUCUCGAAUUUAAACACGAUCGAUCCGAUCUCCUUCGGGAACGGAGCCAUCGGCGGCCUCGGAGUGUCCGCCGGAGGCACUACAAUCAACGGACAUCACAACUCGAUACUGUUGCUUGCCAACUAUUGCAUUUCGCAGCUGUACUCACGCCACAUUCUUACCUCAAAACAUCAUCACCAGCAGCAACAGUCGCAGCAUAUCGACCCUAGCCUGAACUAUGCAAUAUCAUCGCCCUCGCAGGCUACCUCGGCGGUUCCUCAUUCACCGAAUCACAGUGGGUUGCUUGGAGAACCGCCCGGUAUGUCGUCACAGUCGCAGCACUCGGGAAGCUACGCGAGUCAAUUGAACGAUAUGGCCAUCAUAAUUGCUCCGCCUUUGCAUCAACAGGGGAGCAGAACCGGUGCCGAUGGCAAUAGUUCGACGCGAACUUCCGGAUCCGGGUCGACAUAUCUGAGCGAAAUUCUGAAUGGCAGCGCUUUGCAGCACUUGCAUCAACAUUCCGGUUCUUCCCAACAUCAGCCGUUGACCCCACCCGGGCAUCCGCUGUCAUCGUCCUCUUCCAGCGUGGUAUCACUAGUUCCUUCUUCCGCCCAGCAGCAGGUCCAGAAGCAAGUGCAAGCGGCCGCUGUAGGUUCCUCGCUCAUCUGUAACCCAUCCGUACAUGUCUAUCCGAUCUUCUACUUCAACAUCGAAAUCAACGGUCAACCGUUCGGGCGGAUCCUGAUCGAAGUUCGAAGCGACGUGGCACCGAAAAUGGCGAAAAAUUUCGGCGCCCUGUGCAGCGGCGAUCUCGGCUUUGGCUACAAAGGUUGCAGCAUUUUCCAGUGCUGGGAGAACGAAAGCAUCAUCACCGGUGAUUUUGAGCUCAACAACGGUCGGGGCGGUCGGUCGGUGUUCGAGGAAGGUUUCUUCAUGCCGGACGACACCAAGAUACUGGCGAUCCGCGGUUCGGUCGGUAUGAGACGGAGUCAGAAGCGUCACGACAAUAUGGGUCUGGUCGGUUCGCAGUUCCGAAUCAUCCUGCGGGAGAUGCGCGGUUUCACCGGGAUUUUCGCGUUCGUUGUCGAGGGUUUGGAACUGGUGGAGAAGAUCAGCCAGGCAGGGGAUUCGGCCGGUAAGCCGCAGAGUAACGUGAUGAUCGUCAAUUGCGGUAAGUGGCAGUGAGGGUGGGUGGGAAUCGGUUAGGGCACUUGCCGUCGUCUGGUUUCCUCCUGCCAGAGCGGCAAAGGUGUUUUCUUUAUUUUUUGUUUCUAAUUUUAUUUGUUGAAGGCAUACAUGUAGGUAGAGACAGGCUGUUGUUAGUUUUGUAUACACUUGUUUCGGUAUUAGAGCUUUAGUUGUUAGGGCGUUAUGUUUUCUAGUACUAAAUAGUAGCCGAAUAGAGUAAGAAGGGCAAGGUGCGCGUUGGGCUGCUCGGUGAGGUGGACGGUGCCGGAUUGGAAUGUUUUAGAUUUCAUUUAACUUUUUGUAAGAAAUGUUUCUAUCGAGAAAACGGAACUUUUUAAGUAAUAAAAAUUGUUUCUGGGCAACAUUUUUGGAUUUUAAAAAUCAACAUCUUUGUAUCAUUUGAUAAUGGUGGACAUCAAAAAUCAUUGCUCCGGAAGACUUCUCAGUGACUACCACUGUCUAAAUCCAAAAUGUUCUACAAUGAUCUUCUUGCAAAGAGCCAGGGAGAUUGGGGUAAUUUUCAGUUUUGUGUAACUAUUAAGAAAAAAAAUGUAGUAAAUCAAUAAAAUAAAUAUUGGUGUAAUCAAAAGGUGUGUUCGUGGCAAAAAAAGAGAUUUGGUCAGUUUUGAAAAAUAGUACCAAUAAGCCCAAUAAGUUAGAGUAAGUUAGAAUGUUUGUAAGAUGUACAAUACAAAAUUUCGAAAAACUAAACCGCUUGAACUUGGGUGUAUUUAAUAUUUCUUUCCUUUUUUAUACCCAUUCCAGCCAGCGUUGGAUCAAGAUUAAUUCUUUUCAAGAGGCAAUUGUUAGGUUUUCAAAUACAUUCAAAAUUUGAAAACCAAAGAAUUCCAAAGUUUUAUAAGACUUUGUGCUUCUGGAUGUCGCCCUUUUUUCACAAACUCACAUGCUAAAAAAAUCUUGAAAAAAUAGUCAACGACCACAUGUUUAGCGCGCAGUGCACUUAGCUUUCUGAAAUUCAGACGAAAUCGUUUUAGAACUGGACAGCUGGUCGCCUAAAUUUAGAUAAUGGUGCGCCUGCCGAAGGGUUAGAGAAAUUUCUCCGAGAGCUCCAUUAAAAUCAGUAUGAUUUCAUUCUAUAAACUAAAAAAUUAAGUUGUACCAAAAUAGCACUGCUACCAGAAGUACGCUACACACACUAGACCGCCAGCAAUUUUUUUGGAACACUGUUAAAUCAAACGGUAAUUGGCUUUAAAUACCAUUUGUGAAAUAUAAGCUUUUUUCCUAAAACUCUAGUUCACUAACAAGAGUUUUCAUGUUUGUAAGUGAAAAUAUAUAAAAAAUUGGCAAUAGAAACAAUAAAUUCAGUAAAAAAAUGCCAGUAUUAUUUUGUGCAUCCCAGAAUCUGCAGAUAUAUAGCUUAAGGUGUAAGGAUCAACAUUGCCGAGGACUGCAAAUUGAUGCGAUUUUUCAGUAAAAAGAUAUUCUAAUAUAAAGUUAUGUGUUGCUUCUCUUUCUCGCACAUGCUUAGAAUAGGCAAUUCCAAAAAAUCGGUUGGUUUUCAAAGUUAAAUUACUUUGUCGGGGAACUUCCAAUCAACAUGCAUUCUAAAACAAAUAUAUUUGUUAUAAAAUAAGCUACGCGACCAUAAGUUUUGAUGUAUGUAGGGUUGCUGUGGAAUUUUUAAUUGGAUUUUAAGUUUUUAUUUCCGAGUUUCCAUAUAUAUUCCUAUAGAAUCUUGAAACCUCAUGUGGGUGAACUAGAGCUAUCAGAUAAAGCUCAUAUUUUGCAUAUGAUUUGUACAUCCAAUUACCGUUUGAAUUAGCAGUGUUCCGCAAAAAGUCAAAAUUGUUGCCGGUCUAAUACACACAUAAGAAAAUAUAUAUAGUGGUAAGCCUUAGAAAUUAUUUUGUAAUAGCACUAUUUAGCCAAAAAUACAAAAUAAUAGUUGCCCAAACUAAAGAAUCGAUCACUUCUUGAUUUUAGUUACUUCAUACUUUGAGUCUCCGAGUUCAAGACAUUUGAUAGUACUUCUGGAAACUCUCCAGGGUAGCAACUCGCGACUUCUGUUCUUCUAAGUGUUUUUCAAGCACACGCAUUGAGAUUGUAGUUGCACGUAUCAAUUAAGUGAGUGACGCUAGCUUCAAAAUCAGUAACAUAAGUUCCAAAAUCAGUAUCAGAAAGUUACUGAUAUUAAAAUGAAAAAAUGAUUUCGUAAAAUAGACUGAUUACGAACAUUUUAACCAAGCUCCUGGAAUCAUGAAUAAUAAACCUUGUAUUAAUGUUUUUCCACAAAACUAGUUUAUACCAAAAAAUACAUGGUGUUACACUCAAAUGUUUGGUAGGGUUUCUGGGGUUGUGUAGUGAAUAUUAUUAGUUUUUUAUUCUUUUUAUGACUUCCAAUAGAGGAAUUCCACGAAGAUCCGUCCGAAAAUCUUUAAAAUCGUGACCGACCAUCUUAGAUUCCAAUGAAACUUUACACGUUUCACCGUCAUGCAAGACUAAAUAUUUUCCACAGGUAAUAAGAUUAUUUUGACUCAAGAGCAACUUUUCAAAAGGGCGUAAACGUUUCUACGUGUAUGAAUUUCAAUUUUUUUUUGUUCGAUCACUGUAUUUUAUACAGCAAAACUAUCUGAGAACGAGUUAC